Carassius gibelio (silver crucian carp) is the source of this 981-nucleotide messenger RNA. Its product is annotated as serine/threonine-protein kinase pim-3-like. Gene Ontology annotation, biological process: negative regulation of apoptotic process; protein autophosphorylation; regulation of mitotic cell cycle. Lineage: Eukaryota; Metazoa; Chordata; Actinopteri; Cypriniformes; Cyprinidae. The transcript is spliced from 4 exons. Gene Ontology annotation, molecular function: protein serine/threonine kinase activity; ATP binding. The coding region runs from base 118 to 981 and encodes 287 amino acids. Gene Ontology annotation, cellular component: cytoplasm. The record is from RefSeq and is a predicted model, not a curated record.
GAGAGUUGUGAGUUGAGAGUGAAUCUGUUGCUCUGUUUGGUCUGAUUCAGCGCUGGAUAUAACGGAGCGUUUGUCCUGCAGGAAGGUCAGGGUCGGCUGCCGCUGGAGGUGGCGUUGAUGACCCUGGUCAAUUCGGCUCCUGCCUGCCCCAACGUCCUGAAGCUGCUGGAGUGGUUUGACCGUCCCAGACGCUACACCAUGAUCCUGGAGCGCCCGCUUCCUUGCCAAGAUCUGGAGAGUUUCUGUGAGGAGAACGGACGCCUGGAGGAGAGUCUGGCCAAGAAAGUGCUGCUGCAGCUGAUCACGGCGCUGAAACACUGCGAGAGCCGUGGAGUCCUGCACCGGGACGUCAAACCAGAGAACCUGCUGAUCUCCACAGACUCACAUGACAUCAAGCUGCUGGACUUCGGCUGUGGAGAUCUGCUGAAAGACUCGGCCUACAAACACUUUGCAGGUUGGUUUGAUCUCCCUGCAGUGAUCUGCACUCUUCAGUACGCCCCUCCUGAGUGGUUUCGGCAUCACCGUUAUCAUGCGGGACCGGCUACGGUUUGGUCAGUGGGGGUGACGCUCUACAACAUCCUGUGCAGCUGUUUCCCCUUCAGAGGCGCAUUGAGGGUCACCUCCAAAAGCAGACUGCUCUUUCCUAGAGAGCUGUCGACAGGCAAGAGACAGAAAUCAGGUCCAGAUCCAGAGUGCCGUCAGCUGAUUCGCUGGUGCCUCAGUGCAGCGGCAUCAGAUCGGCCCAGUUUAGACGACAUUGAGCGCCACCCCUGGGUGAGCAGGAGUGACACAGGAAGUGCAGAGAACAGCUUCCUGAUCACCUACAGAAAGAGCAGAGGAUCAUGGACUAAUGGCCGCCACACAAUGAAGGGUUUUGAUCCUCUGCUCCAGUCUGUGAGGGGCUCUGUGUGGAUGCUGGAGGAGUCUGAACACACAGCAGCUGAAACCUCAGCCCGACGGGCCACAGAUCAAUAUGUGUAG